This is a messenger RNA of Gongylonema pulchrum, 408 nucleotides long. NCBI's taxonomy places the organism in Eukaryota, Metazoa, Nematoda, Chromadorea, Rhabditida, Gongylonematidae. The record is from the annotation of a GenBank genome assembly.
AUGUUCGCAGUGCGAAUCUCUUCAUCAGCGCUGCUGUACCAGAUACUGGUACUGCUAGCAGUAGUGGCCGCAGUCUGCUACGCUAUCCCAAUGAGCAAGUACGAUCCGUUUCUGAUGGACGAUCCGAUGAUUGAGAGCACUGAAUUUACCCCGCUCAACGAAACCAUGGGAAUGGGCAACAUCACCGCACUGGCUCGUUCAAAACGCAGUUGCUGUGGAUGCUGCUGCUGUUGCUGCUGCUGCUGCUGCUGCUGCGGAAAGAAGAAGAAGCGAUCUGUGGACGGCGAAAAAGCAAAAGGGCAGGGCUCACUGUCAAGACGGCGACGCGCACUGCACGACCUGGAACGAUGGAACUACAUGCAGAAUACACAGCGAAACGUUCGCAGCGCUUUGAUGGCAUUACUAUAA